This is a messenger RNA of Trichobilharzia regenti, 608 nucleotides long. NCBI's taxonomy places the organism in Eukaryota, Metazoa, Platyhelminthes, Trematoda, Strigeidida, Schistosomatidae. The record is from the annotation of a GenBank genome assembly.
AUGCAUCCUUUUGUCAGGAAUGGAAUACAAACUCCAAUUCUCCUGAGCAAUAUGCGUCUCACUGCAGUGUAACGUCUUCUGAGAGUCAAGCAUCUGGACAGACCCGUAUGGAGCAACGAUUCACUGGGAACAACGGUACACCCUACUUCUGUGAACUGUGUGGUCUUAACUGUUCCUCUAAACAACAGCUUGAUUGUCAUCUAGCAGGUAAAAGACACUUGAAACAACUCAGAAAUCGAGAAACACACUUAUCUGGUCAUUUGUCAGUCAAUUCUACAUUGGGUUUACAGUUAAACCAGUUUAAUGAAUCAGAGGAAUGUCUUUCACAAAUUUUCACUUCAGUAAAUCAGACUGUUGAAAAUCCAGUAAGAGUUUGUCAAAUGGUUGCACAUUGGUUAAGAAAUGUCAUAGAUCUUGAGUCUAAAGUGGAGUCAACAAAUAACAUCUCCCCAUUGUUUGUAUCACCAACGUCAUCUCCGACUCUUUCAUGUCAGAGGGAAACUGAUGCAGUUUUAGGAGCAUCACCUUCGGAACGGAGCAACGGUCGUUCUCUUGAAAGUAUGCCGUUCUGUAAACAUGCUGAUUGUGUUCUACUAAGGUCACUGCAA